Varanus komodoensis (Komodo dragon) is the source of this 958-nucleotide messenger RNA. RefSeq names its product RAB39B, member RAS oncogene family (gene RAB39B). Gene Ontology annotation, cellular component: Golgi membrane. Gene Ontology annotation, biological process: Rab protein signal transduction. Bases 1 to 642 code for a protein of 213 amino acids. The transcript has 2 exons. Gene Ontology annotation, molecular function: GTP binding; GTPase activity. The record is from RefSeq and is a predicted model, not a curated record. Lineage: Eukaryota; Metazoa; Chordata; Lepidosauria; Squamata; Varanidae.
AUGGAGGCCAUUUGGCUGUACCAGUUCCGCCUGAUCGUCAUCGGAGACUCCACCGUGGGCAAAUCCUGCCUCAUUCGCCGCUUCACGGAGGGGCGCUUCGCCCAAGUCUCCGACCCCACCGUGGGCGUGGAUUUCUUCUCGCGCCUGGUGGAGAUCGAGCCGGGCAAGCGGAUCAAGCUGCAGAUCUGGGACACCGCCGGGCAGGAGCGGUUCAGAUCCAUCACGAGAGCCUACUACAGGAACUCAGUUGGUGGCCUCCUCCUCUUUGACAUUACAAACCGGAGAUCCUUCCAGAAUGUCCACGAAUGGUUAGAGGAGACCAAAGCACACGUCCAGCCCUACCAGAUUGUCUUCGUCUUGGUGGGCCACAAGUGCGACCUCGACACGCAACGGCAGGUCACCAGGCACGAGGCGGAGAAACUGGCCAUCGCCUAUGGCAUGAAGUACAUUGAAACCUCUGCCCGGGAUGCCAUUAACGUGGAGAAGGCCUUCACCGACCUGACUCGGGACAUAUACGAGCUGGUGAAAAGGGGGGAAAUUACCAUCCAGGAGGGCUGGGAGGGGGUCAAGAGCGGCUUUGUCCCCAACGUGGUGCAUUCUUCCGAAGAGGUGGUGAAAUCGGAUCGGAGGUGUCUGUGCUAAUGGCAGAGGCAAACGAGAAAUUACGCCACGCCGGACUAACCGAAACGUGUCCUGCUGCGUGAACUUGGUGCAACAGAAGAGAAAGCAGCAGGAGCACCUUGCUUUGGGUCUUGGAAGAACAGACUCUCCAGGGGGUGGUAACCCCCAUUAAGUAGGAAUGAACCCGGAUGCAUGCUUAUCUAGUAGGAGAUGGAGCAAUGUCAGACAAGAGAUCUGGUAGCAGGUAGCCCAUGUCAGGGAAUUAUAUAGACCCUGUUUUAAUUGCAUCUGUCAUUUAGAGUUUUGUGUUGAAGCCACGGUCCGGAUUGCAACUUGA